Messenger RNA from Eublepharis macularius, 2162 nucleotides. RefSeq names its product glycosyltransferase 1 domain containing 1 (gene GLT1D1). The record is from RefSeq and is a predicted model, not a curated record. Lineage: Eukaryota; Metazoa; Chordata; Lepidosauria; Squamata; Eublepharidae. The coding region runs from base 13 to 1038 and encodes 341 amino acids. Gene Ontology annotation, molecular function: glycosyltransferase activity. The transcript has 12 exons.
GUGCCAGGAGCGAUGCGGCUGCUCUUACUGGCCGCUCUGCGAGCCGGGACGGGGAACGGCACGACCGCUCGCAGGAUCCAAGACCAUCUGCAAACAGCCGGCCAUAUGUGCAUCCUCAAGGAUACUUCGGACUAUGAGUCGCCGCUGGCAGUUGCCGAUCUCAUCUCUUCUAAGAACUUUGAGGCCGCCCUUGGUAUCCAUAUUUAUAAAGCAGGCAGACUUCUGCAAGGGAGUGGAAUCCCUUUUGGCAUCAUCUUUGGCGGGACAGAUAUCAAUGAAGAUGCCAAGUGUGACAAGAAGUCCCAGGUGAUGGGGACCAUCUUGGAUGAAGCCAGGUUUGCUGUCUCUUUCACAGAGGCCAUGAAAGAAACAGCCGCUUCAUACUGGCCUCGCACCAGGAGCAAAAUACAUGUCCAAAGUCAAGGGAUUGUGACCGCCCACAACCCAUCUUUUAACUGGAAGAAGUUACUGCAGAGUUCAGGGAUUCUCCAGGACAACAACUGUUCGUACCUCUUUCUUUUGAUAUGUGGUCUCAGAAGAGUCAAAGACCCGCUGUAUUUAGUGGAUGCUUUUUCAGACUGGCACAGAAAGGAAACUGCUGUACAUCUGAUUAUCAUUGGACCCGCAGUUGAUCCAGUGUUUGCAGAGGAAGUAAAGGAGAAAGUUAAAAGGGCGGAUGGAGUACAUUUGCUGCCGGAGAUACCUCAGGAAGAUCUUCACGCUGUUGUGAAAAACUGCUUUGCCGUUGUGAACAGCUCCUCUUCAGAGGGGAUGUCUGCCGCUGUCUUGGAGGCGAUGGAUCUAAAAGUUCCAGUGCUGGCAAGAAACAUCCCAGGGAAUGCUGCAGUAAUCACACAUAAAACGACAGGAUUGUUAUAUUCAAGCCCUCAGGAGUUCAUUCAGCUGUCCAAAACUCUGAUAAGUGACCCAUCUUUGCAAAGAGAGAUUGUGACCAGGGCAAAGGAAUACGUCACCAAGCACCACUCGUGGGACCACGAAAGGAAAGCAUAUCAGAAUAUGGUGCUGAAACUUCAAUGAACCUCUUUGUAUCCUCUUUGUGUGACUGGAUCAGCCCAACCAACCAGAGACUGGGUUCUUUUGAUUAUUAAUAAGACUUGAUAAUACUUUUUUUCUUUCCUGCAUCAUCCGUUUGAGGAAUCUGCCACUCCAUGAAGUUGAAAUACACCAGCUGUGGUCUGGAAUGACGACUUACAGAGGGAAAUCUUAGCAGCUCAUGGUACUCAUUUAUAUAGUGAUACACAUGAAUGUGUUCAUUGUUUACAUAUAUAUCUGUGUCAAUGUAUGUAAAUAUACAUAUGUCAGUAUUUUAAUACUGAGAGAUUAUAGGCCAGGGACAGAAUUUGGCCACCAUACUUGACAUAGGACCGGGGUGGGGGGUGGGCAGGAGAAAAUGGCUCCUUCCCUCACUAACAUCAUCUCCAAGUUACUGGGGGAGAGGUUGUAUGUCCACUCCAACCAAACCAAGAAAUGAGUCCAGACGAGGCAGAAAGAAUUCCUUAUUAUAGGUUCUGGAGGCCUGAUACAAUCUCAGGGCAAUUGUUGUCUGUGGAGAAGCACACCUGAGAUUGUCUAUCAGGACAAGAUGAUGGCAUUGAUGAGACAAAGAGAUGGAGGAGUCGGGGAAGGGUAGUUGGGGAAACAUCUUAGAAUUGCUCUCUCUGCCUCUUGCCCACAUCAAACAGGGCCUUUUGGUCCAGGUGCGUCCUUUGUAGUUUGGAGAGAAUGUCCCUCACUCUAUUCGGGAAUUAACAAGGGGAAUAGAAGCCUCAAGUCAGUCAUUUAGUUUUAGUUUCCGUCACAACACUGAAGUGAGGAUGUUGGCUAAAGAUGUCACACAAGGGCCACCAUUGUAUUGGCAGAUAUUUGUGCAUUCGAAUUUAUUUAUAAAGUACCAGAAAGCAGUAGCUACCUCAAAACAGAAAUGACUGUAGUUCUGUGAACUUCUUCAAUGGUCUGAACUCUGACCACAAGAUUUUCAAGCUUUGCAAAAGGGAAGUUUGAAGAGUCAUUUCUAUGUGGCGCUCGGUAGGAUCUGACUUGGUUGUGCUUGCGUUUGUCAUCUGAACUCCUCGGUCAUUUUUAUUGUUAGGCAUAUUUUAAUAGGAAUCUGUGUUUCAAAAAGGGAAUUAAAGGAGACUUGU